This is a messenger RNA of Mucor mucedo, 842 nucleotides long. RefSeq lists its product as uncharacterized. The coding region runs from base 198 to 797 and encodes 199 amino acids. Lineage: Eukaryota; Fungi; Mucoromycota; Mucoromycetes; Mucorales; Mucoraceae. The transcript is spliced from 3 exons. The record is from RefSeq and is a predicted model, not a curated record.
GCUAAAGGGGGGGGGGAGCAAGCACCGGAGACGAGAUCUUGCAGAAAAUGACCUUAUAAAGUUUAAUGUAAAAGGGAUUGAUAAUAAGGGGUGAUGAGGCAUCUGAAGCCGAUAUCAUGAUAAUAGGAGAAACUACACAGAAAACAAUAUAAUUCCCUUUUCAUUCUUUUUUUUUUUUUUCUUCAUAUAUACUCAUCAUGACUGGACAGCAACAUUAUCGUAGUAACAGCUAUGACAGUGGUGGAUACCGAACCCACAUCUCUUUUAAAGAUACGAAACAGAUCAAGGAUAGAAAUGCUAUUCUAUUCUUACAGCGUCAGCAACAACAUGAUGAACGAACAUUGGUGGAUAAUGACACUGAAGAAGAGGACGAUAAACUAUUUUAUUCUUCCUUCUUAUUAUACCUUGAUGAUAUCUAUUCCAAAUACUCACCCGCUGUCGUUCUGGAAAAUAAAGGAAAUACCGCAAGAGAUCACUUGGCGAAUGAACGGACAUAUCUUGCAUGGUUCAGAACAUCACUUUCAUUAAUCACGCUCGGUAUAGGCAUUAUUCAAGUAUAUCAUGUAUCUACAGCACAUCAUAAACGCAUUGGUCGAGCUUUAGGUCUCAUAUUUGUGUUCUCUAGUAUCUUAUUCUUAUACUUUGGCAAUGUUCGAUACUUCCAUGCCCAAUGGGCUUUACAGCAUGGGAACUUUCCCGCAAGUCGAGGCGUCAUUACAUGGGCUUCCUUUUGCAUCUUGUUUUUAUUUGUCGGCAUGUUUACUGUCAUGUUGUUAGAGACGGGUCUUGGUAAAUAAUAAUGGAGCGCCUGUUUAAAAAUAAAAUCUCUCUCUCUUUUCUAU